CUCACCGGCUAUCACCCUAAUUAUAGCAAUCCUUAACGAACGUUAUUGUUACCGUUCGGAUUCUGUUCCUUUGUUCGACCAGGUUAGGACAAUAAUCGAAGGAUAUGCGCCUCCUGUUUCGAUAUGAUAUGAGAUUCCUCGUAUUUCCUUCCUGCUACUCAUGACUGCCAAAUUCUUCAAUUUUAUGCGCCGCAAGAUAGAGGCCCAGCCCACAGCGUUGACUGCCGACGGUGAUUUCUCUGAUGUCGACUACCCCCGUGGCCCCAUUUCUCCCGUUGACAUGCGCUCUGUCCAUGUCGCCAGCGAGGCGGACAGUAAUGAUGCUCUGGAUCACUGGGAACCCGAACUUGCACAAGAAUCGAAUCGUAAUUUCCUAGAGCCAGUCGUGUUUACAUCCACCUCUAUGAGGAUACCGCCAUUUCUAAUGGAGACAGACCGAUUGCCAACGGAGACCGCUCCAUCGCCUCCGAGUUCUCAUCCUUUGCCGACGUCAGACCAAGGCCAGGCCGCGCUCAAACCGCCACCAUUAGAGUCAAGGCCGCUUUCGAUUCGCGAUCGGGUCCCCGUCUCGUCUAAGCGACAACUCCAUUCCCAAGAAUGCAUACCACCAGUAACGUUCAAUGACAGACGUUACACGUUCAAAUACGAACUCGGUUCAGGACUGUACUCUCGCGUACUAUAUGCCAACAGAACGAAAUCCCACGGAGAUCCAAAACCCGUAGCGGUCAAGGUCUUCCAUAAGAGCAGGCUCUCAUCCGAUGGACAAACAGUGCAUAAACUAAAAUCGGAACGCGUUGUCGAUGAAAGAAACAUCCUGGAACAAAUCACUCGCGAGCGUCUACCUUUCCUGGGGAAAAUAUCUGCAUCUUUUCAAGAUGAAAAUUUUGUUUAUCUGGUCAUGCCAUUAUGUAUGGAAUCACUUCAAAACAGGCUGAAUGAUUUGUGUAAAAGAGACCUCCCAAUGCAACGGGAUCAGCUUCUACUAUAUGCCGCGGAGCUCCUGAUUGCAUUAGAGGGGCUGCAUGGCCUAGGGUACUACCAUUUGGACAUAAAACCUGCGAACAUCAUGAUAUCCGGGACGGGUCAUAUACAGUUAGUCGACUUUGGCAUUAGCAUGCCUGCCAGCAACGCUCUUGGCCAUAUCUACUACGACGAAAUCGUAGGCACCCAGGACUGGAUGGCUCCUGAAAUUAUGACGACGCGGCCGUUCUCCGGGUCUGCUGCCGAUAUAUGGUGUUAUGGUCUCGUAUUAUUCUCUAUGUUCCAGUGCCCUCACAACAUCAUCUUCCAUAACGACCCACGUCAUCGGAUAGACAUAUGCCAGAAAAUAACACCGGCUGCAAGAGAUCUAGUCUUCUCACGUCUUCUUGUACAAACACCCAAAGACCGAUACAGUCUUCAGCAAAUAAAAACCCAUAAAUUUUUUGAGGACGUAGAUUUCACGCUCAUCAAAGAGAAGAGAAUAUACCCACUAUACCGACCAAGGAAAGUGAGAAGGAGGGUCAACAGGCCUUUUGUACCAGUCCCAAACUUAACGAUGUCGGUCGAUCCACCGCUACUAGCAGCUGGUAUACCUUAUGCUGAUAGAUAAUAAUUGUACA
Molecule: messenger RNA, 1601 nt
Organism: Desarmillaria tabescens
Lineage: Eukaryota; Fungi; Basidiomycota; Agaricomycetes; Agaricales; Physalacriaceae
Product: kinase-like domain-containing protein
Exons: 7
Coding region: 161-1591 (476 amino acids)
Biological process (GO): protein phosphorylation
Molecular function (GO): ATP binding; protein kinase activity
Source: RefSeq, a predicted model, not a curated record